Rotaria socialis is the source of this 852-nucleotide messenger RNA. The record is from the annotation of a GenBank genome assembly. Lineage: Eukaryota; Metazoa; Rotifera; Eurotatoria; Philodinida; Philodinidae.
AUGACGAGUAAUACAACAACAAAUGUAUCGAUCGAGUCACAAUUAGAUUGUGCACUAGAUUUAAUGAGACGGCUACCACCACAACAAGUGGAAAAGAAUCUUUCGGAUCUUAUUGAUCUUGUACCCGAUUUAACUGAAGAACUUCUAGCUGCUGUUGAUCAACCUCUUAAAGUUGUUCGUGAUCGAACUGUUGGAAAAGAUUAUCUAUUAUGUGAUUAUAAUCGUGAUGGCGAUUCAUAUCGAUCACCCUGGACCAAUACAUAUUCGCCACCGUUUGAUGGAAAUCUUCCAUCGGAUCGUCUUCGUCAAUUAGAAAUUGAAGCUAAUCAAGCAUUUGAACAAUAUCGUGAAAUGUAUUUUGAAGGUGGUGUUUCAUCAGUUUAUUUUUGGGAUCUUGAAAAUGGUUUUGCUGGUGUUAUACUUAUAAAAAAAGUUGGUGAUGGUAGUAAAAAAAUAAAAGGUUGCUGGGAUUCGAUACAUGUUGUCGAAGUACAAGAGAAACAAAGUGGUCGUUCAGCACACUAUAAACUAACAUCAACAGUGAUGCUUUGGCUACAAACACAUAAAACAAUGUCAGGCAUGAUGAAUUUAGGUGGAAGCCUACAACGUCAACUCGAAUCCGAUCAUCAAAUAACAGAUUUCUCUCAACAUAUUAUUAAUAUUGGUAAAAUGGUUGAAGAAAUGGAGAAUAAAAUUCGACAAACACUUAAUUCUAUUUAUUUUGGAAAAACAAAAGAUAUUUUAAAUAGUUUACGUAAUUCGGAAAAUAAUCAAGGUCGUAUUCGUUUACAACAAGCUAAUUUUACAGGUGAAUUACAAUCAGCACUUAAUCGUACGCGACCAGUUGAAUAA